AUGACAGAAUCGCUUUGUUCGUGCUGCAAACUCUUUGGAAAACCCUCACGGCGAAUCAAUUUCAUAAUUGCUACAGGCGCACCGCAUAAUUUAAUAUAUGAACGAGUCAAAUGUAUGUUUCGAAAUUAUUCAAACACGUCUUCGUGCACUGAUAACAUUGGUCUAAUGCAUUAUAAAACAUUGAAGGAUAUCAAUGAUAAACUCUUUAGUGAUGAAAAUCAUUCAUCAUCAAUCGAUCAAGCAGUAUCAACUCCGAUGGAAGCAUGUUGUAAUGGUUCUACUGUAAUGCCUAAUGAUAUCGAUGAUGUAUCGAAUUCUUUGCAACUGGACAUAUUUCAAAAAAAAAUGUUCGAACUGUUAGAUUCAAAAACUGAAGAAAAAUCUGUAGAACGUAAAUCAAAAAGUUGGAUUUUGUUGAGUGGAUCAAUAUUUUUAGAACCAUCUCUGCUUAACAUAUUUCUUCAAUUUACCGCACUCAAUUCACUAUCAUCGAGCUUCACAUUAACAGUACUUUGUUUUCUUGUCAAAGAAGCACGAUUAUUCGAAAACUGGCUGUCUCAUUAUCAAUCUAUUCAAGAUUAUCAAGAACAUACCUUUUCUGUAUACGAUACGCGUAUUCAAAAUUUCUUCUCAUUAUUAAAUUCUUCAAAAUAUCUUCAAGAUAAUACAUUACUUGUUGACGAAGAAACUGUUUUAAAUGAUAGUACUCUUCAGGCAUUGAUGCAAGAUCUUUUUCGUAGUGAAUCAUCAAAAUAUCGGGCCAGUAACAACCAACUUCGUGACAACAUGGCAAAACUAUUAUCACCUGUCCAACGAACAGUUCGUGACAUAUUUGUUACCAGAAACUGUUUAAAAAACUACUAUCAACGGAGCGUCACAAGUCGAUUAAAACCACUUCUUCACGAUCUUCAAGAAUCAACAGCAGCUAUUAAUGCUGCUUGCCAAAUUGUUAAUAUUGUUCUUGAUGAUUUCAAACGUAUGAAUGAUGAAGAGCUGCGAGCAUAUAGGAGACUAUGCAUAUGUGGUUUUCAAAACCAUGAUCUAGAAAAUGAAAACACGAUUGCCGCUCAAUUGGUUUAUUUAGCUCUUUAUUUACUUAAAAAGAAUAAUGACGAUGAAUCAAUACCUUUAAUCUAUUCGAUAGUUUUAGCUAUAUGUGAAUUAGGUGCUCACUUCUACUCAUGUCAUGACUUAUUUAAUCACACUCCUAAGAUAUACACAUUGAGUUUAUUGCUUAUAACUCAACGACGAUAUCCACUAACAUUGUCUGGCCUUCAACUUUGCAACACUAUUCUAAAUGCUGAUCAAAAUGAAUAUAAAUAUGUUACUAUUUAUUUAACUCAUGAUCCGUUCACAGCACGUAAGAUUUUGAAUGCGAUUAUAUGGCUUCUAUCACCUUAUCAAACUCUCAAAAAAACAUGGAAAGAAAUAGAAGAAGAACAAGAAAAUGAGUAUCAUGGUUCUGAGUAA
Rotaria sp. Silwood2 is the source of this 1470-nucleotide messenger RNA. NCBI's taxonomy places the organism in Eukaryota, Metazoa, Rotifera, Eurotatoria, Philodinida, Philodinidae. The record is from the annotation of a GenBank genome assembly.